UGCAGACGGAAGUGCGCACCUCCGAGCACGGAGUGUAAAUAGAGGUAAAUGUUUGCCGAGUGCAGCUAGCAGUCGAUAUGUCCACUGGAGUUGGGAAACAUAAGAUGCUGGCCCUUGGGCCGACAGAGCCGUGGUCCAUCCGGGAGAAGCUGUGCCUGGCAUCCUCAGUGAUGAGGAGUGGAGAUCAGAACUGGGUGUCCGUGAGCAGAGCCAUCAAACCUUUCUCCGAGCCAGGCCGCCCUCCAGACUGGUUUUCUCAAAAGCACUGUGCUUCGCAGUAUUCAGAGCUGCUGGAGACCACAGAGGCCCCGAAGCGGAAGCGUGGUGAAAAGGGAGAAGUGGUGGAGACCAUCGAGGACGUGAUCGUGCGAAGGCUGACGGCUGAGAGGAUAGACGAGCUCAAAAGACUCCUCAAAGACACCCAGGAGAAAUACAGGAAGCUGAAGAAGGAGGUGGAUUUGAUUCAGGCAGGACACAUGGACUCCAAACUGGAGGACCUGUGGGGAGAGAUUGAACAAAAAAAGAAGCAGGAGGAGGAGGAGGCCGAGCAGAAGAGGAGAGCUACAGAGUCGGCUUAUCAGGCACGACAAGCCGCUAAAAACACAAAGAGGCACCCGAGCAUCACUGUCCGCUCUCCACUGGGGGCCGGUUCACCCAGCAUGGACCUCCCACAACCUGACACCCCUCAGCCGAUGAUAGACGAGUCAUGUCCCAGUCCUAUGGCACAGGGGGUUCCGGUGUUCAUGCCGGUGUCUGAGUCCACUGGCCCAGUGCAUAAAGAGGGAAGUCUGGGCGCUCUGAUAGACGAAUCCCCACAGAAGAAGCUCCCGAAUCAAAAGGCCACGCCCCCACCUUCUCCUUUGUUGUCUGAGCUACUGAAGAAAGGUAGCCUCCUAUCAGCCAGCCCCAGACUGGUGGUGGAGGGUGAGAUGGCUGCAGCUCUCAGUAACGGUGCUCAUGGUGUGGACAUUCAUGUCCCCGCAGCUGUUCAUUCCACCAGCCAUGACGCCUCGACAGAUGCACCAACAUUAUCACGUUUGUUGGAAGGCGCUCCCCCAGUCCAGAUGCCAGCCAGCGCUGAGCCCUCUAACCCCCCCGCUGUAGCUCCUCCUGCUUCCGGACACCACUUUAUAUCCAGCACAGGAGCUGCGGUAGCAGAAUGUUCUGGUCCAGAGUCGGUGCUGGCGGUACAGUCUGGGUCAGAGCAGACGGAGGGGAGAGAGGGAGAGCUGGUGGAGGACCUGGUGGCUGUGUCUUACAUGGAGGAUGAGUUGGACCUGGAGACAGUGGGGGAUAUUAUAGCCAUUAUUGAAGAAAAGGUGGAUGACUCAGUGGAGGUGUUGGACGCGGCAGCAGUGGAGGCUGCUCUUUCUCUGUGCGAGGAGGCGGUGGCCGGGGGCCACUCUCUCUCAGACCCCUGGGAAUCCCAGCCCUUUAAACCACCCGAGCCAGAGUCCAGAGUUUUCACCGGUCCCCAGCUUAGCUCUCCCGCGCCCUCGCCCGUGCCCACUGCUAUCGUGGUGGAAUCUGUGAUGGUGGAAGAGGUAGGACCGACCGGAGCGUCUGAGACGCCCACGGAAGUGUCCGAUUCUGCACCUCCGCCAGUUCCAGGAAAUGUGAAAAGCGAGCCCGAGAUGGCAGGCGACGAAGAGAGGGACAGGGAGGAGGACGGACCAAGGGAGGAGGAAGAGGAACAGACGGAGAACCGAACACCAAGUCCGUCGGUGAAGUGCGAGAGCGAGGAGUGGACGCAGCCGGAAGCCGAGACACCCUGCCUUGACUCGGAGGACAGCUCUGCCUCUGGGAGAGACCCGAAGGAGGUGAAGGAUGAAGACGGAGGGAGUGAGGUGGAUGCAGAUGAAGGGAUGGAGAUGAAAGAAUGCGGAGAGGGGCCAUAUCUUUCGGAGGUGGACCCGCCAGCCAGCGAGAGCGAGGACGGGUACGGCACUAACUCCCAGCGCUACACGACUGCAGACUCCACCGCCAGCAGCCCCGCCUCAUCCCAGUUUUCGAUGUGUAGCGAGGAUCAGGAGGCUUUGCAGGCCCAAAAAAUCUGGAAGAAGGCCAUCAUGUUAGUGUGGCGUGCAGCAGCCAAUCACAGGUACGCGAGUGUGUUUCUGCAACCUGUAUCCGAUGACAUUGCUCCUGGCUACCACAGCAUCGUACACAGGCCCAUGGACCUGUCUGCGAUCAAGAAGAACAUCGAGACUGGGCAGAUCCGCACAACAGCCGAGUUCCAGCGAGACAUCAUGCUCAUGUUUCAGAAUGCAGUCAUGUACAACAGCUCGGACCACGACGUCUACCACAUGGCCCUGGAGAUGCAGCGUGAUGUCCUGGAGCAGAUCCAGCAGUUCCUGGCCACUCAGCUCAUUAUGCAGACGUCUGAAUCGGGCAUCAGCGCCAAGAGCCUGCGUGGGCGAGAGGCCAACCGUAAACAAGACCCUAACGACAAGAGCCUGAGUCCGGCACACAAAGAUGCACAUUUAGAGCCAGAACCAGCUGCCAUGCCCAGAAGGAAAAGGAACAACUCCAAACAAGAUACUAACAAACAGAAUAAACUACAGACUACUUGGAGAAGCACAGAAAUGCCAACCCAGUCUCACAGAAAACUUCUUUGCAGCACCUUCUAUAUGAAUAUCAAAGAUCUGUCACAAGCAAACUAGGAUGGAGGCACCAGGGGGCGCCGCAGUGCUAUAGAGGCUGAUAUGAAGAUGAAGAAAUGACGAGAGUCCACAAGGCCUUACAGACUGAUCUCUCUCCCAGAAUGAACCUGGAACUAUUACAGAACAAAGUGUGUGUGUGUGUGUGUGUGUAAUUGAUCUCGGUAAUCUAUCCUACCUUCACACUAGCAAACAACAAAUCUCUUGCAUAUGUAUAUUUUGUCUAUUGUGAAAAGCAGUAAUAGCUAUAAAUAUCUUCUAAAGCUUUGUCGUUCAAAAACAACUGAAAUAUUUCAGUAAUUAGUGUGCAGUUUGGUUUAAUUGUAUGUUACAUGCUCUGCUUUGUACUAGUCGGUAGAUUAGCAAAGCAAGAUAAGUAGUGUACUAGCAACCAGAGGCAUCAACUGUCUCUGCUCUAUCCUUGCAAGCUUUAUUUUUCCUCGUAAUGCCUCUGUAGACAUGUAACAGCAGGGCGCAGAUGACGGGAUGAGAUGAAACCAUGCUUGGGUUUUCUUACAUUUUUUGCGCAUCAGAUUUGGAGACUAAAGUUGAGCGAGGAACUGAAGAAACAUCAGACCACACGCGCUGUAGGAUUGGUCGCUUUACAACUUCAUAUGUUUAAAAAAAUAAAUAAUCUCAUUUAGACGUUAUUGAAAUUGCGGCUCCGCGUGACGCAGACACAUAUGUAGAAAAAUCUCUUGCUAGUGUGAAUGUACAGUAUGGUACGGCUUUGUUUUUGGGCUGUUUACAGUCUUGACCGUCUAUCUUCAUUCACCGAGCUGGGUGUGAACGUUCCUCAACGUGUAUUAGUUCUUCGGACUCUACAGCUGCAUGCGUCUUGAACACGGUGUCAGAUUCAGUAUAAGAAACGUUUAUGUGUUGGAGAAGCUUCAUCGUCUUGGUUCAUGAUCAAAGGUGUUUUGAGUAGCUGGAUAAAUAGGGAUGUGUGUGAUUAGUCAUGCUGUCAGCAGUAUCGUCUUUUCCAGGACACAGUGUCACUGGUCCCAUUAGAGUGAAGAGAAUGUUGUUCCUAAAGCUGAAGUCAGCAUUAUCUCUCUGCUGAAUCAGAAAACAAUACUAAACCAGUGUAGACAAAUUCACCACUAAUAAAGGAAAAGGUUUGGCGCAACAAAUUUUUUUUUAAAAUCACCCAGUUUGAUUAGUGUUUGGUGUCCAAGUUUUUGCUACGAAGUGAGUGUAGCUUUUAAUGUAGCCGUGGUCUCAAGGUGGUGGUGUGUAUGGUUUAGCACAGUGUGGCUUGCUGUAAUCUAUUAAACAUGAAAAAACUUCACCGAAUAGCUGAACACUGCCAUCUUAGACACCUGGAAUCGCUUAACAUCAUUCCAUUUCAUUUGUAAAUACGAGAUAGCAUAGCUGAUGCAAAUUUAGGUAGCAGUUAUACGCUCACCUGCCUCAUGUGUUAGAACCACUCCUGCAGUUAUCCAAUCAUCCAAUCAUGUGGCGGCAGCAGCACAACCAAUCCACUCAUGCUAAUAUAAAUCAGGAGCUUCAGUGAAAAAGAGCCAGGUGAUGUUUAUAUGGGCUUCAGCCGUCCGGUUUCGGUGUCCAUUGUAGCCUCAGGAUUCCUGUUCUUGGCUGAAAGGAGAGGAACCUGAUGUGGUCUUCUGCUGUUGUAGUCCAUCUGCCUCAAGAUCUGCUCACCAAGUUUGAGAACAGUUUAAAGAGUAGUUAUUUGAGUUACCGUAGCCUUCCUGUCAACUCAAACUAUUCUCAAUAUCAAGGCAUUUUCACCUGCAGAUCUUCUGCUCCCUGGGCUGGUUUUUUGUUUUUGCAUCGUUUUGUAUAAACUCUAGAAACUGGUUGUGUGUGGAAAGACCCCAAGAGAUCAGCAGUAUCUGAAAUACUCAAACCAGCCUGUCUGGCACCAACAACCAUACCUCAUUCCAAGGCUGUGGCCACAUUUUUUUUCUUCCUUCUGAGGUUUGAUGUGAACAUUAAGUGAAAUUCUUGAAUUCAAGAUUUGUACGCAUUGCACUGCUGCCGCACGUUUGGCUGAUUGGUUAAUUGCGUGAAUGUCCAGGUGUUUCUAAUAAUGUGAAUGUAUUUACUCCAGUGAAAAAAAAACUAAAUGUUGGAUGUCAAGCAUGUUCUUGGUUGACUGUGGUAAAAGGAAAACGUGAGUAAACUGUUUGUUUAAUCAGUUCAGUAGGUUGUAGAUAAAAUCAAUUCCUAAGACAGGUUAAAACACAGCAAAGGAAACUUUCUAUAUAUAUUUUACAAAAUGUACAUGUAAAUGAACCUUUCUACUUGUUUUAAGUUAUGAGCUAAUAAAAAUUUAGAAAUUGUA
Ictalurus punctatus (channel catfish) is the source of this 4968-nucleotide messenger RNA. It is a transcript of the gene brd8b, whose product is annotated as bromodomain containing 8b. Gene Ontology annotation, molecular function: protein binding. Bases 78 to 2663 code for a protein of 861 amino acids. Lineage: Eukaryota; Metazoa; Chordata; Actinopteri; Siluriformes; Ictaluridae. Gene Ontology annotation, cellular component: NuA4 histone acetyltransferase complex. The record is from RefSeq and is a predicted model, not a curated record. The transcript is spliced from 20 exons.